AUGUCGGAAAAAUCCAGGCCAUUGUCCAAAGAAUUGUCGCCAGACGACUUCUCGCAAGCGACAGACACUGUGCUGAAGGAUUCCAAAGGCGCAGGUGUGCACAACAUCGAAAUAUACGCACAACAAUAUCAACAUAUCGGAUACCGCAUAGCGCUGUUUUUCUCCAUUUUCCUGGUCGCAUACGCCUAUGGACUCGAUGGAUCCGUGAGAUACACGUUACAAUCUUAUGCGACUUCGUCUUAUUCCCAACACUCUUUGUUGGCCGCUGUUAACUGUAUCAAGGCCGUCAUCGCCGCAGGCGGCCAAAUCUGUUUUGCCAGAGCAUCCGACAUUUUUGGUAGAGUCACUAUUUUGAUUGUAUCCAUUGUUUUCUAUGCAAUGGGCACCAUCAUUGAAUGCCAAGCGACCAACGUCUCUCGUUUUGCCGCAGGUGCAUGUUUUUACCAACUCGGAUAUACGGGUAUCAUUUUGAUCCUGGAAAUCAUCGCCAUGGAUUUCUCGAAUUUGAACUGGAGACUUUUGGCCUCGUUUGUUCCCGCGUUGCCCUUCAUUAUCAACACCUGGAUUUCUGGUGAUGUCGUUCAAGCCAUUGGUAUGAACUGGAAAUGGGGGAUUGGAAUGUGGGCCUUCAUCUUCCCACUAUCGUGUAUCCCGUUACUCGGCUGUCUGCUCCAUAUGCGUUACUUGGCUCACAAGAAUGCGCCUCAGGAUUUGAAGCCAGAAUUGCAAAUUGUCAAACAGAUGUCCUGGUCAAAAUAUUUGAUAGAGAUCUUUGUCCAUAAGCUCGACAUCUUGGGGUUGAUCUUACUGUGCGUGGCUUUCGGAUGUAUUUUGGUCCCCUUCACAUUGGCCGGUGGCCUCAAAUCCAAGUGGAAAACCGCGUCCAUCAUUGUCCCCGAAGUUAUCGGAUGGUGUGUCGCUGCUCCUUUGUAUCUGGUUUGGGAAUACAAGUUCGCUCGCCAUCCGGUGACACCUUGGUCCGUGAUCAAAGACAGGGGCAUCUACGCGGCCAUCAUCAUUGCCUUCCAUAUCAACUUUUGCUGGUACAUGCAAGGCGAUUAUAUGUACACUGUUCUGGUCGUGGCCGUCGAUGAGAGCGCCAAAUCUGCUACGAGAAUCACUUCGCUUUACUCUUUCGUCUCGGUGAUUACCGGAACUAUUCUAGGAUUUGUUGUCGUUAAAGUCAGGAGAACGAAACGCUUCAUUUUAUUUGGUAUUGGAUGUUGGUUCAUUGCAUUUGGUUUGUUGGUUCAUUUCAGAGGCGGUCCUGUCUCGCACUCUGGUGUCAUCGGCUCCCUGUGUCUCCUGGGUUUCGGUGCAGGUUUCUUCACUUACACGACACAGGCAUCCAUCCAAGCAUCUACCACAAGUCACAGUAACAUGGCCGUGAUUACAGCAUUAUAUUUGGCCGUCUAUAAUAUUGGAUCUGCCGUGGGCGCUGCCGUGUCGGGCGCCGUUUGGAUGAACGUUCUUCCACAAGAAUUGGCCAAGAAUUUAAAAAACAGCGAACUUGUUAGCCAGGCAUAUUCGGAACCUUUCACGUUUAUCUUGAAGUAUACUUGGAUGACCGUUGAGAGGCAAGCUGUAAUGAGAGCUUACCGGUACGUCCAGAAGAUUCUGUGCAUCGUUGGUCUAUGUUUCUGUGUGCCACUUUUGACAGCGGCUUUUCUACUGAGAGACCGGAAACUGGAAAACGUCGUGGCUCUUGAAGAUCUAGAGAAACGCGAUAAGAAAGAAGCAGAUAGCAGUCAAGAAAGCUCUCUUUGA
Messenger RNA from Lachancea mirantina, 1767 nucleotides. The record is from the annotation of a GenBank genome assembly. Lineage: Eukaryota; Fungi; Ascomycota; Saccharomycetes; Saccharomycetales; Saccharomycetaceae.